GAUUCUGUGCUCACUUCACACGAAUCACUUGGAUUGAAAAAGCGCAGAGACUGGCAGCGACGCUUUUGUUUUUCUCGUGAAAAGGACUCGAUUUGGCAUAAUUUCUGUGUUUUCUGUUGUGCAAAGUCUGCAAGCAAGAUGGAUGAGUUAGUUAAUAAGGUGGGAUCCUUCGUGGGGAUGGUGACUGAGAGUCGAAAGGAGCGACUGGCUAUGAUAGCGCACUUUACAAGAGAGAUGGAAAAGAAGUAUCUGGAGAAUCUUCCUGCGCAGAUGCAGUCAAAGAAGAAGAGAGUGGCUCAGGAUGACCAAGACAAGGAGAAUGAAUCCAGUGAGAAGAUUGCAGAGUCUUCCAAUUCACAACCGGCUCGCAAGGAUGAGUUUGCAAUGCCCGAGCCGGUGGCACCGCUGAGGCCCGUGAGGACAGCUAAGGUGAAUGCGUCGAAGAAUUUGAAGGAACCAGAUUUGGGAACAAAAAUGAGACAGCCGGGAAGCAAUGAGAUGUUGGUGGCGGUGAAGGAGGAGCCAGCAGAUGAGCCUGUAGUGGUGAAGCGAGAGACGCGCACCAAGAAGAAGCAGAAAAAGGCGCAGACCGAAUUGGCGCCUCCGGAAGUGCCACAAGAGGAAGCGCGUAACAGCAAUUCUGUGGAGCUCAUUCCGCCCAAGGAGCCAGAUCUCGUGGAAGUGGCUUCUGACGAGGAGAUGCCUCCGCCGGCUUUACCAGCGCCCAAGAAUCGCCGUGGUCGACCCAAGAAGAAGGCGUCAGUGAAUGUUGUGGAGCGCCCUGUCCGGGAGUCAAAGAUCAAGAAGGAAAAGUUGUCCGUGACCCCAGCACUUCCGGAAGCUCCAGUCCCCGACAGCUCGUCGCGAAAGGCUUCGGGAGAAUCCCAAUAUGAGGACGCACUGGCUGAGGCGCCGGCAGAGCAGCCCGUAGAGCAUCCGCUGGAGAUGAAUGCCACUUUUGACAUCGCACCGGCGAAUGCCGAGGCAGAGAAGAUGCCAGAAAAUAACAACAGCCUGAUGACAGAGGAUAAUUCGAUUGAGGUGCCGGCGGAGGAGCCGAAGAAGGCGUCUCUGCGGAAGCCUCAUCCGCACGAGCUGUUUAAUCCUUGUGUGCAAAGUCCGAUGCGUUCAAAGGUGGAGGCUUUCGAGCGUCAUGCAGCCGCCUCGGCGGGACUUCGCUCAGGGACUCGCACGCCGCUCGGGACCCCAUCGCAUGGUGGCCAUCCGGUGCUGCAGAAGGCCGCAUCCACUUCCAAACUAGCUCACAUCGUGACGGGAGCAAAGAAGAAGACAAAAUCCAACGCUCCGGCGUCGGCUGGGAAGGUGACGCGCUCCACAAGUGCUGAAGACACUAAGCGUGCUCUGAAUCCGCUGCUGCUGGUGGCGGAGGAGAAGCGAAAGAAGCGCGAGGAGCGCCACAAGUUGGCACAGCAGGCCAGGGAGGAGAAGGAGCGCGAGAAGCAAGAGCGCCAUCGCCGGAUGAUGCUCGAGCAGCAAGAGCGUGAGGAGAAGAUCCGCCAGGAGCGGCGCAAGGCGGCGAAGAUCAAGCAGCAGCAGGAGUUGGAGCAGAGGAAGCGUCUGGAGGAGCUGCAGAAGGCGCAGAGCGGCAAGGGGGCGACGGCAAAGGCGCUCAAGUAUGGCUUUGAGAUGCUCUGCAGCGAUGAUUCCACAGACGACGAGGGCAAGUCGUCAGCGAAGCGCCCCACGCCGCCUCUAUGGAGUGUAAGGCCGCAUCGGGAUGAGCUCGUGGCCAUCCAGGAACUGCUGCCACCGAAAAUCGCUGACACACUCUUCAUGGCGGCGCCAAUGACUCCCAAUCUGAAGGAGAUCUUCCCGAGCAUCGAUCCCAAAGAUCUGCACAGGAAUUCAUCAGCAGUCUGGAAGACGCCACCGAGAUUCUCCGAUCUUCCCAAAUAAUUGAAUAUUAAUCGCUAUCCAUUCUUAACGUCUUUGAUUUUUAGCAGAUUUUUAAUUCUCUUAAUAACCCACUUAUGUGAAAUGUACUGAUGAUUCUAUUAAACUCCCACACUUUUAUUGA
Molecule: messenger RNA, 2038 nt
Organism: Phlebotomus argentipes
Lineage: Eukaryota; Metazoa; Arthropoda; Insecta; Diptera; Psychodidae
Gene: Incenp
Product: calponin homology domain-containing protein DDB_G0272472
Exons: 3
Coding region: 139-1917 (592 amino acids)
Biological process (GO): mitotic cytokinesis; meiotic spindle midzone assembly; metaphase chromosome alignment
Cellular component (GO): meiotic spindle midzone; midbody; nucleus
Molecular function (GO): protein serine/threonine kinase activator activity
Source: RefSeq, a predicted model, not a curated record